CCCCGUUUCACUGCCGUCUCGCAACAGUUUGACCAUUCUUUCGGGUCGUCUCUUUUUGAAUAUUAGCAAGAGUACUUCUUUCGAUUAGUAUUGUGACUAAUCUGCUCUUUUUCCUUGAUUAUAUCGCGGUUGACAUGAGCGGUCGGAAGCGUACCUAACCCGUCACCGAGAGAUUGGGGGCUGAAUCCGACUUCUUGACCCGGUCUUUUACUUUUGCUGCAUCCUAAAUUGGAGCAUACACGUUCUUUAGGAUAUAAUCGUCUUCAGAAUUACCCAGCGUCGUUUCACCACGAUAAAAUGGCGUCCUCGUCGUCAAUCCAGGAAGAAGAACAUCGCAACCGACUCCCUACGCUUCUUGAAGUCCUUAGUCGAAGAACGUUGGCCCCUGUUGACCUCUUCUCGUUUUACAUUUACAUGAGAGAUCAACAAUGUUCCGUGGAUUAUCUAGAUUUUUGGCUUGAUGUAUCUCAACAUAUGUCCCUAUGUCGCCACUAUGUCCGCGAACUGCGUCGCUCCGUGCUCCUUGAGACUCCUGAACCAGAAAAAUUGGACUCUGAGUCGCCGGGUCUCGCACCCAACGGUGCUGGACCUUCGGGACCUGGUUACCCAUUUGACGGUCUUGGCCAUGAUAACGAUCAGAGAUUGUCAGCGUUCCUGAGGUCCGAAGGACGACCAUCUAUGUACUCUGCUCGAAGCAGCAUGGACUCCGGCCGGUCAGGGCGUCGAUUUUCUUCUGUUGAUCGACCGCGACGCGUGAGUGAUAUGUUCCCACAACAACAUCACAAUAAUUCGAACGGCUCACCGGGACACACGGUCGCACGAUCUGAUAUUCGGGCAAGCGCUGUGAGAAUUCUGUAUACAUACCUCCUCCCGGGAUCGGAACGGGAGGUUGUUCUUCCAGAUACCAUUGUUGGGGAUAUUGUGCACAUGAUUGAACAGGAGGGGAGAGAUGACCCAGAGGUUUUUGAUACUGCAAAAGACUAUGUCUUUCAAGCAAUGGAAAGAGAUGCUUUCCCUGGGUUCUUACAGGCGAAAGCGCUAGGAAAUCUUGUGCCACCAAGCAUCCUAGCCCGGCUUGUCCUCGCCUUGACAAGCUUGGGGGGAGGGUUUUGGGGUGCAUUUUAUGUUGUGCUGACGGAUCAGCCACGACACGUACGAUGCUGGGUAAUUCUACCUUUCAUCGUGGGGGCCUAUUUCCUGGCAUCCUAUCAAUACAGGAUGGAUCCAAUCCUUGCAUUUAUCGGCUUCAGCGAAUAUACAUUUAUGAAUUGGACAUCAGUUCGCGAACCAUACAUUCGCUCAUUGCUCCUCAAAAGAGCUUUUGUGUCUCUUGCAUUCGCCACCUUCAUUGCUGUCGCACUGUGCGUUCUGUUCAUUUUUGUCCCUGGGACAAGGCUUUAGCCUGUGGACUUCCCAUGAUGCCUGAUAAAUUCCCUUUCAGCAUAUCCCCUCAAUAUUCCUAUUGAUUUUCUUUGACAGCUGCAAAAUGGAGGUAACC
Messenger RNA from Coccidioides immitis RS, 1498 nucleotides. RefSeq names its product RGS domain-containing protein. Lineage: Eukaryota; Fungi; Ascomycota; Eurotiomycetes; Onygenales; Onygenaceae. Gene Ontology annotation, cellular component: plasma membrane. The record is from RefSeq and is a predicted model, not a curated record. The transcript is spliced from 3 exons. Bases 298 to 1401 code for a protein of 367 amino acids. Gene Ontology annotation, biological process: intracellular protein localization.